GAGUGAGAGAGAGAGAACGUGGAGGUACAGAUAUUGAGGGAGAAGAGAGUAAAGUCAGAGAGGAGGAAAAGGGGGAGAGGAACGGGGUCAGAGACGCAGGGAGGGAGUGAUAGAGGUAGAGGAGUCACCAUCUCUUGCCUUCAUCGAGAAAGUUUGCUUCUGCGGCCAAGGAGGAGGAGGAAGAAGAGGCCCAUUGCUAAGCCUGUUUGAGACUGUGUCUAUCAAAGAAGAGAGGCAUGUGUGGUGUAUGAAGGAUUAUUCCUCAGUGCUUCUGUACUCCCACAGACUCCAGUAUCUUCUGGAGCGGUGGAUCUAUAGCCAUGCCUCCCCACAGACUACCAGCCUGACACACGCUCUGGAGGGACGGCAACAGAGGACAGCCUGAGUGACUUGGAUACGAGCUGUUGCAGUCUACGGUGUAGAAGUUAUUUUAAGCAGAUCCUGACUUCAAUUUGAUCUGAGUUGAUCCAAACAGAUCCAAAUAGAUUUUGGUCUGGAUCCUGAUCUAAGACUGCUUUAGAUGGACCUGGUUCUCAUCUGGGUUGGUGUUUGUUGAGACACACGUCCAGAACGGUUUUAACCUGGGGAGUUCCAUAGAAGCACUGUAGUGCUCCAGAGAAGUUUACCCACUCAGGACCAAGACAGUGUGCCAGAAGAGGAGGAUCUAUGUCUGGAUUCACACAUUGAACACCUGGGCAAUGUUCAAUACCUGUGGUGCCAUGAUGUUUACUGGAUCUGCUAACAUACAACACCUGGCACCAUGGGCUAACCAGCGCUGUCUCCUUAUCUUGGCCCCCUGUUGAUCUUCUGCAGGAGAACUUAGGAGCAGAAAAAUGUGGAAAUUUAAGACCGUCUGUAUGGAUUAUUGGCAUGUGUUGUGUCUACAUCCUCACAAUACUUUUCAUAAGAGUGUGGAGGGGGAUGCGCGGCCCAGUGAAAGCGACGGUGGAGCCAGCUACAGGGGCCCAGUGAUCAGCCCAGACCGCUUCGAGGGCCCCCUCUACGGACACGGAGUGCAGCCCGGACCCCAGCGGCCUCCCCGCAGGCCCAAGCUCCAGCACUCCCAGUCCAUCCUCCGCAAGCAGGCAGAGGAAGAGGCCAUCAAACGCUCCCGCUCACACUCAGAGGGCUAUGAGCUGUCGGCUGACCUCCAGGACAAACAGGUGGAGAUGCUGGAGCGUAAAUAUGGAGGACGCUUCAUAACCCGGCAUGCGGCCCGAACCAUCCAAACAGCCUUCCGUCAGUACCAGAUGAACAAAAACUUUGAACGUCUCAGGAGUUGUAUGUCUGAGAACCGCAUGUCCCGACGCAUCGUCCUGUCCAAUAUGAGGAUGCAGUUCUCCUUCGAGGGCCCUGAGAAAGUCCACAGCUCCUACUUUGAGGGGAAACAAGUGUCCCUGACAAAUGACGGCACCCCCCUGGCCUUGGUACAGUCAGAGUGUGGGGACAUGGAGGUCCACCACCAGGCCAACAUGGCAUCACACCCGGCCUCCCAGAACCACCUAACAGAUGCCAUCACAGAGCUGGAGGACGCCUUCUCCAGGCAGGUCAAGUCUCUGGCCGAGUCCAUCGACGACGCCUUGAACUGCCGCAGCCUGCAGGGCGAUGAGGGUCAUGACCCAGAGGCCUUGGGCUGCACCGAGGUGGAGAGGGAGGUGGCCUAUCAGGUGAAGCCUCACCGCGGGGCGACGGGACGCAAGCGAGAGGACAUGAUGGCAUCCUACAGCGAUGUGACUCUGUUUAUUGACGAGGAGGAACUGUCUCCCUCCAUGGGGCUGUCGCGGGGGUCUGGUGACCAGCCCUCCAGCAUUGAGUCAGACCUCCGCCUGCGCUCGGCCAACUCCUCCCAAGACUACUGGCCACUGGACCCCAAGGAUGAGGAGCAUGACACGGACACCAGCUGCCGCAGCACUCCCUCCCUGGAGUGCCAGGAACAGAGGCUCCACCUCCCCCUGCUGACCAUCGAGCCGCCCAGCGACAGCUCUGCCGAACACAGCGACCGUUCUGACCGCAGCUCCAUCAAACGUCCACCUGUCUACGAGUCUCACGGGGGAGGGCACAUCGUGGCAUCCUCCCAGGCCAGCCCCAAACACAUCUCUCAUGGCCCGCCCCCACGAGGGACCUCCCGGGACGACGAGGCACCCCUCCGCCACCGCCACAGGGCGCUGGAGAGCCACCUGGCCAUCAACGGCUCGGCCAACCGGCAGAGCAAGUCUGAGUCUGACUUUUCGGAUGGGGACAACGACAGCAUCAACAGCACGUCUAACUCCAACGACACCAUCAACUGCAGCUCUGAGUCGUCGUCCCGGGACAGCCUGAGGGAACAGACACUCAGCAAGCAGACGUACCACAAAGAGACACGCAACAGCUGGGACUCACCGGUCUUCAGCAACGAUGUGAUCCGCAAGAGGCACUAUCGCAUCGGCCUGAACCUCUUCAACAAGAAGCCAGAAAAGGGUGUCCAGUACCUUACUGAGAGAGGGUUCGUCCCAGACACGCCUGUGGGUGUGGCUCACUUCCUGCUUCAGAGAAAGGGCCUGAGCAGGCAGAUGAUUGGAGAGUUCCUGGGCAACCGGCAGAAACAGUUCAACAGAGACGUCCUGGACUGUGUGGUAGAUGAGAUGGAUUUCUCGUCGAUGGAGCUGGACGAGGCACUGAGGAAGUUCCAGAAUCACAUCCGGGUCCAGGGAGAGGCCCAGAAGGUGGAGCGCCUGAUUGAAGCCUACAGUCAGCGCUACUGUAUCUGUAACCCCACGGUGGUGCGCCAGUUCCGGAACCCUGACACCAUCUUCAUCCUGGCUUUCGCCAUCAUCCUCCUCAACACGGAUAUGUACAGCCCCAACGUCAAGCCAGAGAGGAAGAUGAAGUUGGAGGACUUCGUUAAGAAUCUCAGAGGGGUGGACGAUGGGGAGGACAUCCCCAGGGAAACUCUGGUAGGAAUCUAUGAGAGGAUCAGGAAGAGGGAGCUGAAGACCAACGAGGACCAUGUGUCUCAAGUCCAGAAGGUGGAGAAACUCAUAGUGGGCAACAAAAAACCGAUUGGAUCUCUCCACCACGGUCUAGGAUGUGUCCUGUCCCUGCCCCAUCGCAGGCUGGUCUGCUACUGCCGGCUGUUUGAAGUGCCGGACCCCAACAAGCUCCAGAAGCUGGGCCUGCACCAGCGGGAGAUCUUCCUGUUUAAUGAUCUUCUGGUGGUGACAAAGAUUUUCCAGAAGAAGAAGAACUCUGUGACAUACAGCUUCAGGCAGUCUUUCUCUCUGUAUGGGAUGCAGGUUCUGAUGUUUGAGAACCAGCAUUACGGGAAUGGAAUCAAGCUUACAUCAGCCAUACCAGGUGCCGACAUCAAAGUGCUCAUCAACUUUAACGCGCCCAACCCCCAGGACCGCAAGAAGUUUACUGACGACCUGCGGGAGUCCAUCGCCGAGGUCCAGGAAAUGGAGAAAUACAGGAUAGAGUCUGAGCUGGAGAAGCAGAAAGGGGUGGUGAGGCCCAGUAUGUCCCAGAGCUCUGGGCUGAAGAAGGACGCUGGCAACGGCAACAUGAACCGUGCCAGUCUGGACGACACCUACACCAUGGGCGAGGGCCUGAAGAGGAGCGCCCUGAGCAGCUCCCUCCGCGACCUCUCCGAAGCAGGCAAGCGUGGGCGCCGCAGCAGUGCAGGAUCACUAGACAGCAAUAUGGAAGGGUCCAUCAUUAGCAGCCCCCACACACGCCGGAGAGCCACAACCCCCCGAAGUGAGGGCCCGCCCCGGGGCCACCCCACCAUCCCAAACUCCUCCUCCCUCCUCGGGUCGCUCUUCGGCAGCAAGCGGGCAAAGCCUUCAUCCCAGAGCCAUCCUCCUCUUCCUCCGCCCGGUCACCCCACCCUCAUCUCCCACACGCCCCAUCCUUCCAACCUCCACCACACAGCCCAGCAGGUAGCCCAGGCCCAGCUCCACCACUCCCAGUACUGCCAGCAGAACCCCCCUCCCUACCACCACCACCACCACUACCACCCCCCGCCCCACACACAGUACCACCAGCACCCGGCAGCAUACGCAUCCUCCUCCACCCACUCACAUCAACACCCGCUUGUACCACAGCACAGUCACAGCACCCACGGCCAUCAUGCCUCACACUCCCAGCAUGCCCUUCAUCACCACAGUCAGCAGCAGAGCCCUGCACACAGCGGGUCCAAAACCAAGCACAGUGGCAUCAGCACCGUGGUGUGACCAGAGAGAGAGAGAGAGAGAGAGAGAGAGAGAGAGAGAGAGAGAGAGAGAGAGAGAGAGAGAGAGAGAGAGAGAGAGAGAGAGAGAGAGAUGAGAGAGAGAGAGAGAGAGAGAGAGAGAGAGAGAGAGAGAGAGAGAGAGAGAGAGAGAGAGAGAGAGAGAGAGAGAGAGAGAGAGAGAGAGAGAGAGAGAGAGAGAGAGAGAGAGAGAGAGAGAGAGAGAGAGAGAGAGAGAGAGAGAGAGAGAGAGACUCAUCCACCAAUGGGACAGAGGGUAUACUGUCCAUGGCCCGUCCACUGUGUUCCACUGCUGUGGUUGAGAUGGACCUCUGGCAGUCACUUGUAUCCCCUCCCUAUUUCAGCAUCUCACCAAUAUGCAGUUGGAAACCAGACUCAAUUCCUCCACAAAGGACCACGGCUCGAACCUUAGAGUGGGGGCCUCUUUUUUUUCUGUCAGGGGUUGAGAGAGGAGGCGUUUUGUACGGGGAAACCCUCCUAAUCCCUGUGAACUCACACCAAACCCGGCUGUGACGGCUGAAGAGAACCGUGCAUCUCUGUAGGCCGCUCUACAUUGCUCUGUUCUUUCAAUAGUCUGUCUUCCCUUCGUGUAAGGAAUUGGGACAGUCUUUUUAAUCAAAGCUAGCUUUAACACUGCUUUCUUGAGGUUUGUGAAACCCUUUAUUUUUAAGAAUGCUAUUUGUUGUUGCCUCUCGUAGAAUUCAUGAAGUGUAGAAAAGCUAGGUGUAAUCAUUUCACAAUACCUAGACCAAUGGACAGGCUAACAGCUGAGGAACAGUCUCAAUGGUAGUAGUUCUAGUGCUGCAUUUACUGUAGAUGACAGCUUUACGUGUUGUCUCCUAACUCUCAUUAAUAAAUGUGCCAAUUACUAAUGCAUAAACUAUUUAGUCCAGACUUCAUGUACAGUAUAUUGUGCGUAAAGUACCUUCUAAGAUUAUACAACCAUUAUUAUUAUCACUAGAAAUGAACUUUCUCAGUAUUAUACUGACUAUGGUAACAGGAUAAAUGGAAAGGAGGCGUGAACCCACAUUGUCAGGCAGGCCAAUAACCUGCUCUGGUACCGAUUGCCUUCCAACCAGAGCAUUGAGAGACUCAGGAAUGCAGCUGUGGCACAUGGCCCUACUAGUGCUGUAUAAAACCUUAGAGUGGACAGACACUUCUUGGCAUGGGUAUUUACUGAGCAUAUGUUGCUCAUCUGCUGGGUAGAUGGGUCCCACUCAGCUCAGUAUAGUACUCCUUUAAAUGUUUAGUACAGUGAGUACAGUGAGUAAGGACAUGUAGUAAGAUAGUAGUGAAGAUGUGUCACAGCUCUCUUGUUGAGCUAACAGGCUUCUCUUGACUGAAUGCUGGCUCAGCUCACAGCUUGCCUGACCUAUCGGAGACUUUACUGAUUUGAUUUGGACCCACAGUAGAGCUGGUAACGUCUCAUGCCAAUGAUGCAGCUGCAUUCUUGACUCUUCAAAUCGAAAUACAAUAAUCAUUUAUUUUUCUUUCAUAAUUUACUAUAUUUUUGUUUUCUUCGCAAAACCUGAGUAGUUGAGUGACUAAAAUAAGCUCUUAAGUAUGUAGUGAAUUAUUUGUUUGUUUGUCAACUUUGUUUUUAUCAUUCUGUACGUGCAAUAUCUUCAUACUGAUUUUGUACAUUCAGAACAAGCAAAGGGUCCCUUCUGUUUGUUUGUUUUGUAUGUUUUCAUGUUGUCGUUAUUUAUUUAUUUAGUUCGGACCCCUGUCGUUCUCUCUCAGUGGCUUAAUGUGUGGUUGUUCUCAUGGUUCUCUGAGAAGCACAGUCCUGGAAUUCAGUGGAAUGUCUAAUAAGUGAUGUUGCAUGUAAUGUUAUUGAUGUGAGGCUAUCCUCUCCACAUUCUAUAACAAAUCAGUGUUACCAUAGCAAUUAAAGUGCAAUCACGUAAAAAAAAAAUGUAGACCUUCUACGGGUUCAAGUCUGUUAUCAUGUUGUCCAGGAAGAGAUUCAGGUGAAAAAUAUAUAUUUUUCAUUUCAGAUUAUGUACUUACUUACACAGUUCACGGUGGAAGGAAAGAGGAAUGUGUGUAUAUAUUUUAAAAAGGAAUUCGCUUCCCUCUGGGCAGAAAAUAACUAUUUUGCUGGAUAAGCACAUAUGAAGGAGCGCUUUCAUUUUUUUUCAGGAAAUCUGAAAAAAUGUAGAUCUAAUAUACAGCAAAGAAGUGCAAUUGGAACAAAGGAACUGGGAUAUAUGUCAAGUAAAAUCACUCUCUACAUUCUACAAAAUAAGAGUCUAUUAUCAUGUGUACAUUAGAGUCAACUGUUUCUCCCAAUAUUCAGGGUGUAAAUGUAUUUUAACAUUCACUAAGGAAACUGAAACCAUAAGACUAGAUUCAACACGUGUCCCUUCAUAUUAGAGCCAUGAUAUUAUAACAAAACAUAAGGACAUUUAGACAGAUAAACAUAUCUUAUCUGGAACAUGAAUAAUCACUUGAAUAUCUUUCUAAUAAUUUCAUAUUUUCCUUUUGUAACUCAGAAAUGGUCGGACAAGGUAAAAAAAAAAGAAAGAAAGAAAAAAAGAAGGAAAUGUAUACAUUGAUCUUGAUAUGUGUUGUAGUGCUUCAAGAAAUGUCCACAGUGAUCUACAGUCUGAGAAGUACCCCCACAAUGCACUGCAUGGACCUGAUGCAUCGUGUGUCCUUUUCACUGUGAGCUUGCUGACCAGGUCAGCCUGUAAAGUUGAUUGACUUUAUUUCCUUUCCUUUGGUUUAGAUCUGGAAUCUUCUGAUGUUGACUUGCUCUUGCUGUCCCACGUUAAGCUGAUUGUUACUUGAGCUCAGCAUGCAUUUAUUUCAUCUGCAUAUACAUAGCCAUUGUAAAAAGAACAAAACAUUAACACCGUUGCACUUCUGUUAUUAUUGAGCCGAGGGCUACGGUUGUGUAAAUAGGAGAGUAGAAGUGUUGAUUAUGGAAUUCUAAAAAAGGUGGUUUAUCUCAAAUGAAGAUUAGAAGGGACCAAGUGGGAGAAAAGGGAUAUGUACAUAGUGUGUAUAUUAUCACUACUGUAAUCCAACAUCUGCCGUGGAGAUCAGGGGGGUGUGUCCGUCACCUCAUAUGAGAGGUGGAAAAUAUAUGAUUCAGAACAUAUCGCUUGUCUCUGCCUCCAACUGUACUGAACUGUCAUUCGCUGUGGAUCUCAAAGACAGACUGUUAUAACGUUCACUGCCUCCUAAACACACACACACACACACAGGCACACACAGACAGACACACACAGACAGACAGGCACACAGACACACACACUCAUCAAAGGGAAAGACAAGAGUGGCCUCAUUUCUAUGUGCAUUCAAGUUUGUCCAGUGAGUAGUGAGUCAGUAAGACCCCAGUUAUUGUAAAACUUCAACUGUGACAAUGUUGACAACGCUAAAUAAACAAAUAUAUGACUUAUGGUA
Oncorhynchus keta (chum salmon) is the source of this 7642-nucleotide messenger RNA. Its product is annotated as IQ motif and SEC7 domain-containing protein 1-like. Bases 834 to 4211 code for a protein of 1125 amino acids. Gene Ontology annotation, molecular function: guanyl-nucleotide exchange factor activity; protein binding. Lineage: Eukaryota; Metazoa; Chordata; Actinopteri; Salmoniformes; Salmonidae. Gene Ontology annotation, biological process: regulation of ARF protein signal transduction; actin cytoskeleton organization. The record is from RefSeq and is a predicted model, not a curated record. The transcript has 14 exons.